Messenger RNA from Linum tenue, 1239 nucleotides. Lineage: Eukaryota; Viridiplantae; Streptophyta; Magnoliopsida; Malpighiales; Linaceae. The record is from the annotation of a GenBank genome assembly.
ACUGGACAUAUAUUUUUCCUGCUCUCCAGCCUUCCUCUCCAUCAAUCCAACCUUCUCCUUUCAGCCCCUUGCUAAAAAAUAAGUAAAUAACAGCACUUGGGGGCAGAUUAAUUCACCAAGAUGUUGGCCGCAAACUCAUCGCCGCCGGUAGUCACUGUUGCGAUGCAGCACGUGGUAAUUAGUGACGACUCCGCUGGCAGCUGCCGGAGGAUGAAUAACAACACUACUCAGGUUACAGUUCCGGCUCGCCGGCCGCAACUUCUUUUCUCCAGCGCACAAGGACUUGAUCUCCAUCACCAUGCAAGCCCCAAUACCUCGUCAAACAAGCGCAGGAACUUGGUUGUUUACAGCAACGUUGAUUCAGGAGGCCCUGUUUCUUCUCCCACUCCUUCAGGUUCAUCCUCCGGCGGUUCCGAUUGGAGAGGGUGGCUUGUCGGGGUGAUAAUGAGCUUCCUCCUGCCCUUCUGGCGGAACCAAUUGUGGUCCCUCAAAAAGAUACAAGCCAGCGUGGAAUCUGUGGUGGAGACGAUAGAAGAGGUGGUGGAGGCGGUGGAGGAGGUGGCGGAGAAAGUGGAGGAAGUGGCGGAGCAGAUCGAAGAGAAUCUGCCGGAAGGGGAGCUCAAGGAGUUGCUGGAAGACGUGGAGCAGGCGGCCGAUAAAGCUGCCAAGGCCGCCGAUGUUGCCCAACAAGUCCUCACUAAGGUACAAGCAAUGGAGGAUCAAGUGGAAUCUUACAUCGAUAAGGCACCUGCUAAUAAAAACCAGAAGACUAAGGUUAAUUAAGUUGUAGUAUACACAUUAGCUAUACAGUGACUACAUAAAUAAAGAUAUUUGUAUUGGUUGGAAUGGUUACAAAUACUCAAGUGAAAUAAGGGACUACUACAUGUUAGGAGAAGUGAAAAACACAAGAGAGAGGAAGAGAACCCAUCAUUGAAAUAAAUGCUAGUCUUGCUCCUUCUGUUGAAGAGAUCUUUCUUUGGGGAAGGAAUUCCCAAAAACCUUGCUUGAAGAUGAAACCCUAGCUUCUUGUCUUCUUUGGUUCGUCACUUUCUCACUCAAGAAAUCUGAAGAAGAAGAAGUUUCUCACGCUAGACCGUGAACUGGCUUGAGUACAAUGAAAGCAAAAGUGUCCCUGGAUGCCUGGCGAUUUGCGUUUGCGGCUCCAGCUCACGAUCUCCCUGACCGUGAACUCACUGCUUCCACCGUGAUUCUGCUGCUGCCUCCAUCCUUUGACCCGAU